Messenger RNA from Porites lobata, 1971 nucleotides. Lineage: Eukaryota; Metazoa; Cnidaria; Anthozoa; Scleractinia; Poritidae. The record is from the annotation of a GenBank genome assembly.
AUGGUAUUCGAACGAGACAUUCCAUCUUGCUCACCUCGUGAGGUGCUUAUUCAGUACCUUAGGCGUGCCCUGAUUGAUAUAUUACAACAAGUCCAAAACGGAAUUGACAGCGAUUGCAUUUCUUUCCGGCUGGAAAACUUAAUUGAUUUACUUUUGAGAUCGGCACAUCUUUACCAAGAUGGCGGACAGGUUUUAGCGGUUCUUCGUGCAGCGUUAACAGCAGUGGAAAAUUGCCGUCAAUCUGAGGAUGAUCCCACCACACCUGCAAUUGUUUAUAAUGGAAUGCGAGGUAGACCACGAAUGGAAAUACACGCUGAAACCUUAAAGUUUUUGCUGGAAUUUGGCUUUAACGCUCGGGAAAUUGCUUCGAUGUUGUCUGUGAGCAUUCGAACGAUUCAAAGAAGAAUGGCAAACUUCAACCUCAGAGAGGAGGUCCCCCGCUACACUCUCAUCUCUGACAACGAUUUAGACGAAACUUGCAGAGAAAUCAUUUCAGAAUUUCCUAACUGUGGGGUGAGAAGAAUGAGAGGAUUCUUAUUAUCCAUGGAUAUAAGGGUGUCUUGGGAGAGAAUAAGAGAAGCAAUGAGAAGGACAGAUCCUGAAGGCGUCCUUAUUAGGUCACUUCAAUUGAACAUAGUUCAUCGAAGAGAGUAUUCGGUGAGGGUUGCCCUGGCUCUCUGGCACAUCGACAGCAACCACAAACUUAUAAGGUACACGAAGUAUAUUCCUCUGUGUUCCAACUCCUCUUUGAAUAACUUUAAAAAAACAGACUGAUAAAAACUAACAGCCCCCUUGCGUCCAAAAAACUUGAGUGGUUGAGAAACGAAUAGACGGUGGCCUUAUAAUUUUUAUCCUUUAUAAUCUACCCUAAGGCAUUGAAACCGUUUCCUUUCGUCUGUUGCAAAGUAUUAAAUUAAAUUGCAUGUUCUCUUCUUCACGAAGGUGGAAUCUUGUUAUUCACGGUGCUAUCGAUGGUGCAACACGCCUAAUUACUUCUCUGCAUUGCUGCGACAACAAUAAAUCUGAGACUGUGUUUGACCUCUUCCUGAAAGCAGUGGAACAAUAUGGACUCCCAUCAAGAGUGCGAGGAGACCACGGCGUGGAGAACAUGGAUGUUGCUCGCUUCAUGUUGAGUCACCCACAGAGAGGACCCGAUCGUGGCAGUUUUAUCGCUGGCAAAAGUUGCCACAAUCAAAGGAUUGAGCGUCUAUGGAGGGAUCUGUUUACAGGAUGUACGUCAUUCUUCUACCAUACGUUUAUGUACCUCGAAGAACAUGGUUACCUAGAUAUUACAAAUCAGUUACACCUGUUUGCCCUGCACUAUGUGUAUCUCCCAAGAAUCAACAGGCAUUUGGAGCUUUUUAAAAGAGGAUGGGAUAUGCACCCGCUAUCUACAGAGGGAAAUAAAUCACCUGUGCAGCUAUGGUAUUUACUAAGGCCAGCUCAUUCAGUUGCAGGAAGUGAAUUAGGGGAAGCGGUAAGCAUGUAAUACGACAUUUACUCGUUGUUCUUUGUGUUCCAGGAUUAAACUAUAUGAGCAAACAGGGUACAAUAUAAUUUUCAUAAUUUUGUAGUUCUCUUCAGUUCCCGGUAGGAUUGCUCAGAUGGUAUAACCUUAAUUUUUUUCAUCACCGAGUUCAGUUGCAUCAUUUACCAAACAUUUUUCAGAAAACUAUAAAUGUUAGGUUUGACCUUCUUCUUUCUCCAUUUUAAUGAACCCAUUAGGAGAACAUCACUUACUAUGGUGUUGAUUGGGGUGGUCCUUUGCCAGAAAUGGAAGAAGACGAAUCAACGGCUGCUGUAGUUGUGCCAAGAAUUCCUUGCCCUUUGAGCGAUGCUGAUUAUAGCGAACUGGCAGCCUUACACAGUCCGGUUCGCCACAGCGAUGCAUUUGGCAUCGAUGUUUACAUAUCAGUAGUCGAGUUUAUUGCUGAAAAGCUGGGCUGCAACACGGGGUUCAUGCUAUUCUAA